This is a messenger RNA of Coccinella septempunctata (seven-spotted ladybird), 1954 nucleotides long. RefSeq names its product vacuolar protein sorting-associated protein 33A (gene car). Gene Ontology annotation, cellular component: lysosome; CORVET complex. The record is from RefSeq and is a predicted model, not a curated record. The coding region runs from base 148 to 1944 and encodes 598 amino acids. The transcript is spliced from 9 exons. NCBI's taxonomy places the organism in Eukaryota, Metazoa, Arthropoda, Insecta, Coleoptera, Coccinellidae. Gene Ontology annotation, biological process: intracellular protein transport; vesicle-mediated transport.
AAUUGACCAAGCAAGUUUGACGUAGCGGUGCAGUAUAUUCGUGUUCUGUGGUGCAGUAGCUCUGUGAUGAUUUGUCAAAACAAACGAAGUUUUGAGUGUUUUGGUAUGAGCAUUUGAAAAUUUGGUAAUUUUUUCCCAUUUAGGAAUAUGGCUUCGCAUUUACAAGGACGCAAAGUCGAUAUCUCCUUGGUCCAGACUACUGCCAGAAAUAAUUUGAUAAAUUUAUUGGAGAAAUGUCCUGGAACGAAAGCCAUUGUUUGGGACUCGAGCCUAGCAGGCCCAGUAGGAUUAGUUGCCCAAUAUUCAAUUCUGAGUGAGCAUCAAGUGAUCAAAAUGUUUCCUCUUCGAUCUUUGCCUCUACCUGAAAAUGAUGUAUCGCAUGUAAUAUUCAUAACAAGACCAAAGCUUGAGUUGAUGGACUAUAUCAGUCAGAAUGUACAUGCAGAUUGCCGAACAAAAAGUGGCCCUAAGAAGCAAUAUCAUUUGUUUUUUGUACCGAAGAAAAGUUUGAUAUGCUUAGAGAGAUUGAAGCACAGUGGGGUCUUAGGAAACGUUAUGUUGAUAGAGGAAUUUGUAUGCGAAUUAUUUCCAUUUGAUUCAGAUUUGGUUUCAAUGGAAAUUCCUGAGGUUUUCAGGGAAUAUACUUUAGAAAAUGACCCAACUUAUUUGUAUCAAACAGCACAAGCUAUUGUGUUUCUACAGAAGCUUUAUGGUCCAAUUUCUAGAGUUUGGGGCAAGGGAGCUGCAGCAAAGCAAGUUUGGGAUCUAGUUGUACGACUGCAAAGAGAACACAACAAUUCUGGAACUAGCAAAACUAAUCAAAAAUCUUGUAUUGAUAAAAUAUUCUUGAUAGAUCGUUCAGUUGAUCUUAUAACUCCAUUAGCAACUCAACUCACUUAUGAAGGAUUAAUUGAUGAAAUAUUUGGCAUAAAUAAUUCAACUGCAAGUUUUCCUAUUCACAACUUCCUCACUACUGAAGAAAAGAAUUCAAAUACUUUGUCUGAAGAUAAGAAACAGAUCAUCUUGAAUUCGGGGGAGAUGUUGUUUGCUGAUAUCAGGGAUAAAAACUUCAAUGCUGUUGGUGCAUAUCUAUCACAGCAGGCCAAAUCUAUCAGUGUCCAGAUGGAGAAUAUUCAAGAAAAAUCCGUAGAAGAAAUGAAACUGUAUGUUCAAAAGUUGCCGCAGCUUUUAGCUAAGAAGAAAGCCUUAGCUCAUCACACUGCUAUAGCUGAAUGCAUCAAAGAAGUCACUGAUAGUUAUGAUUUUUUGGAUGUCUUACAAACGGAACAAGAAUUCUUAAAUUCUAUUGAAGUUGAUAAAUCCAAUUCUUUCAUUGAGGAUUUGAUAUGUCAACAGAAGCCAUUGGUGAAAGUACUGAGACUUAUCUGUCUUCAGUCGUUGACUGCUUCGGGAUUGAAACCUAAAGUAUUGGAAAAUUAUAAGAGAGAAUUGGUACAGAGUUACGGACUAAAAGCCCUGUUAGCUGUAACCAAAUUGGAGAAAGUGGGGCUUUUGAAGGUACAAGCUAGCACAAGACAAUAUACAGUGCUGAGAAAGACUCUGAGGCUAACGAUGGAAGAUACCUCUGAAAUGAAUCCGACAGAUAUCAGUUACGUCCAUAGUGUUUAUGCCCCUCUCAGUAUAAGGCUUACAGAACAGGUGACUAAACAUGGCGGUUGGAAGCAGCUACAAGAUGUCUUGGGGCUUUUACCAGGGCCAACGUUAGAUGAGUCACCUAUCAUUCCGAGUAAUCUUUUGGGUGCAGAAUCGAAUGAUGGCACUAGUGUGGUACUAGUUUUCUUCAUUGGUGGGUGUACGUUUGCUGAGAUAUCUGCCCUGAGAUUCUUAUCGCAAUUAGAAGAUUCCAACGUUGAAUUUGUCAUAGGAACAACGAAACUUAUUAAUGGUACAACUUUCAUCAAUUCCAUAAUCGAUUCUUAUUGAUAACGGGAUG